AUGAAUAAUAAAAUCGAUGAUAAAUUAAAACAAACAUUUUUAAAUCAAACUCAAAAAUUAAUAAUCUCAUCUGGAAAACCUGUUGAUAAUCUUCAAUCUUUACUUAAAACAAUAAAACAAGCAGAUCAAUAUGAAAAUUAUCAAAAUUUAUUUAAAUCAACUCAAAUCUCAUCGUUUGAUGAACAUAAAUAUGAAAUAGAUUAUUUAAGGCCAACUAUGAAUUUUUAUAUGUUGUUAAUUAUCUUCUUAUUUCUUACUGUUUAG
Messenger RNA from Rotaria sp. Silwood2, 264 nucleotides. The record is from the annotation of a GenBank genome assembly. Lineage: Eukaryota; Metazoa; Rotifera; Eurotatoria; Philodinida; Philodinidae.